AUGGCUUCGCUCGAGGAAACGUUUCAAGACGCCUGCCAGGCUCGCCAGCUCCCAAAUGCCGUGCUGAUCUCCGCCAACAAGACCGGCAACUUCAAAUAUGAGCAGGCUUUUGGAAAGCGAUCCCUGCUCCAGGACGGCGACCAAAGCCCCGUGGACCCUGACUCCGUCAUGUGGAUCGCCUCGUGUACCAAGGCAAUGACCAGCGUUGCUGCCAUGCAGUGCGUUGAGCGUGGCCAGCUCUCGCUCGAUGCCCCCGUCUACGACCUUCUCCCCGAGCUUCGUGAUCUGGAAAUCAUCGAAAGCGUCGACGACGAUGGUAACAUCAAGACGAAGAAGAACCCGACGCCCAUUACCCUGAAACACCUCCUCACCCACUCGUCCGGCAUCGGCUACGACGAGAUGAAUCCACUCCUCAUGGCCUGGCGCAAGGCCACCGGUACCAAACCCGGCGGCGCCACCCUCACCGAGCGCUUCACCUACCCGCUGCUCUUCGAGCCCGGCACCGCAUGGAUGUACGGCGCAAGCGUCGACUGGGCCGGCCGCCUGGUCGAGCGCGUGACCAAGACCAACCUGGAAGCCUACAUGAAGCAGCACCUGUGGGCCCCACUCGGAAUCACCGACUUCACCUUCCACCUGCGCUCGCGCCCAGACCUGGCCGCGCGCAUGACGGACCUCAGCGGCCGGCCGAAGCCCGGCGCAGAAUGCGUGCACAUGCGCUCGCCCUUCCUCUUCCCGGACGUCGUCGACGACCUCGGCGGCCAGGGCGUCUUCGGCACCCCGCGCGAGCUGUUCAAGUUUGUGCACGCCCUGCUGCUGGCCGCCAACGACGGCGACGAACGCCUGCUCAAGCGCGACACGCUCGAGCAGCUCUUUACCCCGCAGCUGACGCCCUCGUCACGCGCCGCCCUGGCCGCCAUCAUGAAGGCGCCCGAAGGCGAGCGCAUCCUGCCUGCCGCCAGCUUCGCGCCCGAGACGGGCAUCGACUGGGGCCUCGCGGGCCUGCUCAUCACCACCGAUGUCCCCGGCUGGACCCACGCCGGCACGUUGCUGUGGUCCGGCUUGCCCAACUUGAACUGGUGGGUCGAUCCGAAGGCGGAUUUGGCCGUCGUGUAUGCGAGCCAGCUGAUCCCGCCCGCGGACCCCAAGGCAAUCGAGAUGGGCGAGUUGUUUGCGAGGGAGAUGUAUAAGAGGUAUGGCGCUGCGCGGGAGAAGAAGCUCUAG
Diplodia corticola is the source of this 1221-nucleotide messenger RNA. RefSeq names its product beta-lactamase family protein. Bases 1 to 1221 code for a protein of 406 amino acids. The record is from RefSeq and is a predicted model, not a curated record. NCBI's taxonomy places the organism in Eukaryota, Fungi, Ascomycota, Dothideomycetes, Botryosphaeriales, Botryosphaeriaceae. The transcript has 3 exons.